Messenger RNA from Arabidopsis lyrata subsp. lyrata, 1354 nucleotides. Its product is annotated as beta carbonic anhydrase 5, chloroplastic. The transcript is spliced from 9 exons. Lineage: Eukaryota; Viridiplantae; Streptophyta; Magnoliopsida; Brassicales; Brassicaceae. Gene Ontology annotation, biological process: carbon utilization. The record is from RefSeq and is a predicted model, not a curated record. Gene Ontology annotation, molecular function: carbonate dehydratase activity; zinc ion binding. Bases 196 to 1101 code for a protein of 301 amino acids.
CCAAAACUGACACGACACAAAAACUUUGGUUUCUCCGUCUUUGUUGGAGAAAUGCAUUCACAUCCACUUCUUACCAAAAAUAAAUAUUUAAUUUUUAAAAGGCCUUCUUGUUUUUUCAGAUGAACACUCUUCAGAUGCCUUGUGCCUUAUUGAUCCAGAUUCGAAAUACCCAACUUUACUCUCUAGAGCUCUUUCAUGGCAGCUACUCCCACUCACUUCUCUGUCUCCCAUGAUCCUUUUUCUUCCACGUCUCUCCUUAAUCUGCAAACUCAAGCUAUCUUUGGUCCCAAGCACAGUUUAAAGAAAACCCAGUUGAGAAUUCCAGCUUCUUUCAGAAGAAAAGAUUUAAACUUGCAAGUGAUGGCUUCAGGAAAGACACCUGGACUGACUCAGGAAGCUAAUGGGGUUGCAAUUAAUAGACAAAAUGACAAUGAUGUAUUUGACGACAUGAAACAGCGGUUCCUCGCCUUCAAGAAGCAUAAGUACAUGGAUAACUUAGAACACUACAAAAAUUUGGCAGAUGCUCAAGCUCCAAAGUUUCUGGUGAUCGCUUGUGCAGACUCUAGGGUUUGUCCUUCUGCUGUCCUGGGAUUCCAACCGGGUGACGCAUUCACUGUUCGUAACAUUGCAAAUUUAGUACCUUCAUAUGAGUCUGGACCUACUGAAACCAAAGCUGCUCUAGAGUUCUCUGUGAAUACUCUUAAUGUGGAAAACAUCUUAGUCAUUGGUCAUAGCCGCUGUGGAGGAAUUCAAGCUUUAAUGAAAAUGGAAGACGAAGUCGAUUCCAGAAGUUUCAUACAAAACUGGGUAGUUGUGGGGAAGAAGGCAAAAGAAAGCACAAAAGCUGUUGCUUCAAACCUCCAUUUUGAUCACCAGUGCCAACAUUGUGAAAAGGCGUCGAUAAAUCAUUCAUUAGAAAGGCUGCUUGGUUACCCGUGGAUAGAAGAGAAAGUGCGGCAAGGGUCACUGUCUCUCCAUGGCGGGUACUAUAAUUUUGUUGAUUGUACAUUCGAGAAAUGGACAGUGGAUUAUGCAGCAAGCAGAGGUAAGAAGAAGGAAGGCAGUGGAAUCGCUGUUAAAGACCGGUCAGUUUGGUCUUGACUUACGACUAUCUCAAUCUUCAUAGUUUUUUUUUUUUUUUUUUUUUUUGCAUAAUUUAUAGAGAAAAAUCAAACCCCUUGAGGUGGGAUUAUCAUGUGUUUGUUCCACUUGUGUGUGAAGUCAUUUUCUUCUUCUGUCUUAUUAGGCUAAAACUUGGGAGACCCCUUCAGGGACUUAUGUUUGUUUUAUCUUCCAUUUGUUUCGUUUAAAUUCCACAUUUGUGCAAUGAACUGAUUAGUUUUUCAUUAAGAUA